Pipistrellus nathusii (Nathusius's pipistrelle) is the source of this 741-nucleotide messenger RNA. The record is from the annotation of a GenBank genome assembly. Lineage: Eukaryota; Metazoa; Chordata; Mammalia; Chiroptera; Vespertilionidae.
AUGGCGGAUACGACCCCGAACGGCCCCCAAGGGGCGGGCGCGGUGCAAUUCAUGAUGACCAAUAAAUUGGACACAGCAAUGUGGCUUUCUCGCCUGUUCACAGUGUACUGUUCUGCUUUGUUUGUUCUGCCUCUUCUUGGGUUGCAUGAAGCAGCAAGCUUUUAUCAACGCGCUUUGCUGGCAAAUGCUCUUACCAGUGCUCUGAGGCUGCACCAAAGAUUACCGCACUUCCAGUUAAGCAGAGCAUUCCUGGCCCAAGCUUUGCUAGAGGACAGCUGCCACUACCUGCUGUAUUCACUCAUCUUUGUCAAUUCCUAUCCUGUUACAAUGAGUAUUUUCCCAGUCUUGUUAUUCUCUUUGCUUCAUGCUGCCACAUACACAAAAAAGGUUCUUGAUGCAAAGGGUUCAAAUAGUAUACCUCUGCUGAGAUCCCUCUUGGACAAAUUAAGCGCCAAUCAACAGAAUAUUCUGAAAUUCAUUGCUUGUAAUGAAAUACUCUUGAUGCCUGCUACAGUUUUUAUGCUUUUUAGCGGUCAAGGAAGUUUGCUCCAGCCUUUUAUAUACUAUAGAUUUCUUACUCUCCGAUACUCUUCUCGAAGAAAUCCAUAUUGUCGGACCUUGUUUAAUGAAUUGAGGAUUAUUGUUGAACAUCUAAUAAUGAAACCCGCUUGCCCUCUGUUUGUGAGAAGACUUUGUCUCCAGAGCAUCGCCUUUAUAAGCAGAUUGGCACCAACAGCUUGA